UUUGACGUAGCUCAAUGGCGCGCGAAAUUGUCAUGCAUUUCAGUAUCGACAUGUCUCGCUGACUCUGAGUUGGUCUUUAACUCGUAUUUGUUUUUGAAGCGCAGUGUUUUCAUAUUUCUUAUCUCUAUGGACGAGUGACAGUUCACGACACUGUCUUCGUGCUUUGUCGACAUUGUUUUGCAGCCGUUCGUCUCCUGUUGUGGAAAGAGCCGCUGAAGCUAAAGCCGGUUUAACACUGGCCCUGUUGCCGCAGUAUUUGAGGCUGUUUACGACGUGAAGGACUCUGUUUUACGUUCGUUUGUAAAGGAAUAUUGGAAUGACUUCACUGCUAGAGCAACCAGGAUAUGACGAAGAGAAGCUGCAGAUGGUGGCAGAGCAGCUGCUCUGCAGAGAGGACCAGGCUGGACUUCUGUUGUCUCUGAUGGGACAGCCCCAGCAGUACUGUUACCCUUCCAUCUUCAUCUACGGCCAUCAAGCCUCAGGGAAAAGUCAUGUGAUGCACGUUAUGCUGAAGGAGCUGGAGCUGCCUCAUGCCAUUAUCAGCUGUGUGGAAUGCGUCUCCAGUUCGUUGCUCUUCGAACUUGUGCUCUUCUCCUUUUUCGGCAGCGAGGCUUCAUCGCUUCUCCCUCGCUCUCCAUCGUUGUCUGACUUCGUACGCAUCUACAGACAGCAGUGCCUUCAGGCUCCUGCCACUCAGACCAGAUACAUUGUCAUGGAAAAAGCUGAGCUUCUGAGAGAUGCUGAUGCCAAUCUCCUGCCUGCUCUGCUGCGGCUUCAGGAGCUGGUGGAGGACAACGUCAGCGUCAUCCUGCUCAGUGAAAUCUCCUGGGACAAGUUCAGACCAAACACAGGCUGUUUCGAGCCACUGCUGCUCCAUUUUCCAGACUACAGUAAAGGUGAUUUGCAUCAGAUCUUGUCACAGGACAGUCAUCCAAAAUAUUCAGAUGAUUUCUACUCCUCCUACAUCAACAUACUGCUGGGAGUCUUCUACACAGUGUGUCGGGACCUGAGAGAGCUUCGCCAUCUGGUCAGACACACACACACACACACAGGCAGACAGAGACACACACAUUCUCAACAUAGUGAAGAUUUUACACAACACACACACACACACACAGAAGAUUUUACACUCCUGAAAGAGACCGACACACACAAGCUGUGGAGAAACAUCGAGCCUCAUUUGAAAAAGGCCAUGCAGACGGUUUAUCUCAGAGAAGUCUCCAGUGUUCAGUGGGAGCAGAUGCAGCAAAUGGAAGAGAAGGAAGCUGGAGCUUUGAGAGGUUUAUCCGCUCACACCCACGUUGAACUUCCGUAUUACUCAAAGUUCCUGCUGGUCGCUGCCUACUUGGCCUCGUACAACCCAGCCCGCACAGACAGGCGCUUCUUCCUCAAGCAUCAUGGCAAGAUAAAAAAAACAAACUUCUUGAAGAAAAACGAAAAGACGAGUAACCACCUACUGGGGCCCAAACCCUUUCCUCUGGACCGUCUGUUGGCCAUUUUCUACAGUGUAGUGGACAGUAGAGUCGCCCCCACCGCCAGUAUCUUCUCCCAGAUCUCCUCUUUAGUGACUUUACAACUGUUGACUCAGGUCAGUCACGACGACCAGCUCGAUGCCCCAAAGUACAAAUGUGCUGUUUCUCUGGACUUCAUCUGUGCCAUUUCCAGGACUGUGAACUUUGAAAUUGUCAAGUAUUUGUAUGACUUCCUGUGACCAUGGAGUGUGUGAAGUGACAACAUCAAGAUGGAGAAGAGAAGACAGAUUUAUUGGAAAAAAGAAAUGGGAAGAGGAGUGCACUUAAACAUGUCUGCCACAGUUUGUUAGGAUGUUUUUUGUUUGUUUGGUUAAACUACAUUAAAUUUAUGCUUUUGUAAUAAAUGAACACUCUUUUGUCUAUUUGUGUAAAUUAGCUAGUUACUAUUUAUUCAUGCUAUGCAUAGCCCUCAAUUUGUAGUAAAUGAAGAACAGCAAAGUUUAGCUACAUAAAUAAAAACAAAACAAA
Molecule: messenger RNA, 2000 nt
Organism: Cynoglossus semilaevis (tongue sole)
Lineage: Eukaryota; Metazoa; Chordata; Actinopteri; Pleuronectiformes; Cynoglossidae
Gene: orc5
Product: origin recognition complex, subunit 5
Exons: 13
Coding region: 317-1711 (464 amino acids)
Biological process (GO): DNA replication; DNA replication initiation
Cellular component (GO): nucleus; nuclear origin of replication recognition complex
Molecular function (GO): DNA replication origin binding
Source: RefSeq, a predicted model, not a curated record